Molecule: messenger RNA, 3224 nt
Organism: Quercus robur (English oak)
Lineage: Eukaryota; Viridiplantae; Streptophyta; Magnoliopsida; Fagales; Fagaceae
Exons: 2
Coding region: 1288-2790 (500 amino acids)
Molecular function (GO): catalytic activity
Source: RefSeq, a predicted model, not a curated record
CUCAUCCAUAGGUAUCUUCUAAACUGGAACAUGAACCUUCUGAACUACAGCAUUGAAUUGAAUUCCUGUCUUCAGUUUCUCUACUUCUUCGAGCUUUUUACUUGUAAUCGCUCCAAGUUUAUAGCUCGACAGACAGUUUUUGGGAUAAAAACCUCCGAGAUACUUGUUCUAGUCUUGUUUCUCACCAUCUUUUAGAAUUCAACUCACAUCUUUUUCCAAUUUCAGUACUUGCUCAAGCCAACCAGAAACUUGGAUGGUACGCUUCAUCUGUGGUUCCUCUUCAUUUUCGACCCUUUGCUUCACUUCUUCAUAAGUUUCCUUCAGUUGCACCACUGCAUCUUUUAAGGAGUCCAGCUUGUCUUCCAGAUUGCAAACCUUGUCCACAGGACUUGACACAAAAUUCCAUAAGCACAAACCAACGUCUUUAAUGAUUGAAUACACCAAAGUCGUUAUCGCCGCCGUUGGUUUGUCUGUAAAAACAUAUUCAAAUGAAAAUAAAAAAUCAGCUAAAAGGAGAAAAUGUGGGAAAAAGAUAAAGUAAAGUUAUUUGUAACAAGUAUAUGUUUAAAUAAUUAAAUUUAUCAUAUUCUAGUAAUUUAAGCUUGUGGACAACAUUAACUUAACAUGAGAAUAGAGCACUGACUAAUAACUCUCCCAAGUAGGAGCUUUCUCUCACACAUUCCGUGUGGAUUCUUCCUCCACCUCUAUGUGGUCUCCACCAUCUGUGGGUGGGUUUCUCCACCACUGUGUGGACUUUUCUCCACCAUUACGUGUGGGUCUUCUCUACCCGUUCUUUUUGUGGUCACUUUACUAUUUUUCUGAAAAUCCCUAAAUCUAAAUCCCAAAAUCUCAGUUACAUAUCAACCAUCCACCAUCCUAUAUCUUUCUCAAUUGUCGCUUAUCUUGUCUACUGGUUUUAGUGCGGGCAACACUAGGGAAGAAACUCAAUCAUUGGAUUCAGCAAGGAAGUGGGUCGGCAUCUGAUUAAACAAAUCCCGGUUUUCAUUUUAGAGGUUUUCUCUCUCGCCGAAUGAGCAAAGUUCUUCUGGAGAGUGGGUCUUCUUGGUCUGGGUGGGUUUUGAUCUAUUGUUGAUCGAUACUCGAUGGCUUUUCUGUCUGAUGCAGCUGCUGCAAAGAUCAUUUGUAGGGCGAUUCACUGGCAUUUAAGGGUAAUUCUGAAUUUGGCGUGAUUUGGCCAGAGGCAGUGAGUUGUUUUUAUGAUUUGUAUUUCUUUAUUGCUUCUAGGGUCUGAAAUUUGGGAUUAUCUCUUUGUUUGGUUCUGUUUGGAUGUUUUGCUUGUUUCAAUGGGCAUUUUUACUCCUGGUUGGAUAUGCUUUGUAUAGACUAAGAUAUGAAAAAUACAGAAAGGUCACACCACUGAAAACAAUGAAUUCCCUUUGUUGGAACUGUUGGGGAAUUGGGAACCUCCAGACAGUUUAUACGCUUCGCGAUUAUGUGCAACGCUGGAAUCCUAAUUUAGUUUUCCUUUCGGAAACUAAAUCAAAAUGCAGACGUAUGGAAAAAAUAAAAUUCAAACUUGGUUUUACAAAUGGAUUAUCUGUAUCGAGUAGGGGCCGAAGUGGAGGGCUUGCUCUUCUUUGGUCCAGUGACACAAAGCUGGAGAUUAAGAGCUAUUCUAACCAUCACAUUGAUGCGAUAAUUACAGAGGCAGACACUGUUCUUGUUUGGAAAUUCCCCGGGUUUUAUGGAAACCUGAAGACCCACCUCAGGGAAGAAUCCUGGAAACUCCUCUCCUAUUUUCAUAGUCAAUUUAAUUUACCUUGGUUUUGCUGUGGUGAUUUUAAUGAAAUCCUUUCAAUGACUGAAAAAGCAGGUGGAGCUCAACAUUCCCAAAAUCAAAUGGAUGGCUUUCGUCUAAUUGUAAAUCACUGUGGCUUUAAGGACCUAGGAUACUGUGGCCCAGAUUAUACUUGGUGUAACAUGAAGGAAGGGAGUAAUAGGAUUUCGCUUCGCCUUGACAGAGCUUUUGCUACUAAUGAAUGGCUCGGACAUUUCAAGGACCCUACUGUUCACCAUUUGGCUAAAUCCACAUCCGACCACUACAUUCUUGCCAUCACAGACUCUCCUCCUCCAUCCCGUAGAGGUAAACGUCGUUUCCAUUUCGAAGUUAUGUGGGUCAAAAGGGAGGAUUGUCAUGAUGUGAUUGAGGCUGCAUGGCACUCCGAUACUCUCUCUGUCACUCCUGAAGGGGUUGCUUCAAAUCUCCAAAAAUGUGCAAGUGUGUUGGUAAGCUGGAAUCAGAAUGUAGUAGGCAAUAUUCCAAAGAAAAUAGCUGAGAAAAGAAAAGCUCUUAACUCCAUUACAACUAUUGAUCAGCAAGGCAGCAAAUGGGCUAAAAUUAAUCAGCUUAAAAAGGAAAUAAAUGACCUUCUGGACAGUGAGGAGACCAUUUGGCGACAACGUAGCAAAGUCCAUUGGUAUAAGGAAGGUGACAAAAAUACGAAAUUUUUUCACGCCCAUGCUUCGGAGAGGAGGAAGAAGAAUUCCAUUUUGGGGCUUUGGAAUGAGGAUGGUGUUUGGUGUGAAAGUAAGGAAAGUAUCACAGCCACUGCUAUAGCUUAUUUUGAGAAAAUCUACACUACAUCUUCUCCCACCGGAAUCAAUGAAGUCACUAAUGCAAUCCCUAGGCGUAUCACAGAUGAAAUGAACUCUAAGCUCACCAAAACUUUCACAAGUGAGAAAGUCUUGAAGGCACUUCAGCAGCUCUACCCCACCAAAGCACCUGAGCCUGACGUGCUAAGAAGAGCAAUGGAAGGGUGCAUCCACUAAUCAAGUUUUCAGUUCAAAAUUCGUCCCUUGGUAAGUCAAAAAAUUGUUCAAAUUCUGAUCCUUAGCUUAAACUCUUUGUGCUCCUCUAAACAGUAUGCUAACGCCUCUGAUUUUUCCCAAAAGUGCUUAAUUUUCGAUGUAAAUUCCUUUCACAAUUGAGAGUUGACUAAGUCUUGACAGAAACUAUUGAGCUUAUUGUUGGAAUUUUGGCCAGUUUUGAGUUUAUUCAUUGACAAAAUUGGACUUUUCUUCAAAUGAAAUUAAGACAGUAAAGAAAUUGAUGCUUCAAUCAAGUAGCUGUGAGUUGUGACUUUUUUCUUUUCUCCAGAAAUAGUAGUUGGAACUUGAUACCUUUAACUAAAAUUGGUUUGAAUUUGAUUAAUUUAAGAUUUGACUGCUGAUACUAAGGUUAGGCCAUUUUGGGGUUUCAAUGU